Emiliania huxleyi CCMP1516 is the source of this 2454-nucleotide messenger RNA. RefSeq names its product alanyl-tRNA synthetase. Gene Ontology annotation, biological process: alanyl-tRNA aminoacylation; tRNA modification. NCBI's taxonomy places the organism in Eukaryota, Haptophyta, Isochrysidales, Noelaerhabdaceae. Gene Ontology annotation, cellular component: mitochondrion. The coding region runs from base 1 to 2454 and encodes 817 amino acids. The record is from RefSeq and is a predicted model, not a curated record. Gene Ontology annotation, molecular function: ATP binding; alanine-tRNA ligase activity; aminoacyl-tRNA deacylase activity. The transcript has 3 exons.
AUGGAGCGUAGCGGAGUGGAGGACCUCACGCUCCGCCUGACGGAAGCGCUCAACGACGCGAUCGCGAAGCGUCCCGCAGAGCCGCUCGCGGCGAUGGCCGCCUUUCUUCGGUCACACGCGGACGCGCCGCCCGGCGAGCCGAUCGACUCGGUGGCCGGCGCAACCCUCCUUCCCGAGGUGACCUCCUACCUCGAGGAGCAUCGCAUCCGAGAGGAGCUCGAGGAGAUGAUCAACGGGCUGCGUUCGAACGGCUCCUCUGGCGCCGCCAGCCUCGUCGGUCCCGCGGCCGACGCGCUCGCCGCGCCGCGCCGCGCCUUCCGCACCACCGCCGAGGUGCGGUCCGCCUUCAUCGACUUUUUCGCGGACAAGGCGGCGCACUCGCGGUGGCCGUCGUCGCCGGUGGUGCCGCACGACGACCCGACGCUCCUCUUCAUCAACGCGGGCAUGAACCAGUUCAAGCCCCUCUUCCUCGGCCAGUGCAAGGAGGGGACGGCAAUGUCCAAGCUCAAGCGCGCGGCCAACUCUCAAAAACGGUGCAAUUCCUGUGCCAUGAUCCCCGCGCCGGGCAGCCUCGUCGCGCUGCGGCAAGCCGCCGCUGCUCACCAGCGUGCCGAAGAGGAGAGGCUGGCCGCCGCCUUGGAGCGGGAGGCGGCGAAGGUCAGGGAGCUGGAGGAGCUGGUCGCGGCUGCCGAAGAGCUGACCGAUGUGGAGCAAGGAUUCGAGCAGCUCCGCAGCGAGAACGCCACGCGCCGCGAACUUCACAGCGCUGCGCUGCUCGCAGUAUGCCGCAAAGCGAUCACACGCGUGCCUCGGCUCGCCGCUGUGAUGACAGCCGAGCAGGCGUUGGCAGAUCCCGAGCGUGUGCUGGCAUGGCUUCUCAGCGCGGCGGGCACGGCGCCUCCGACAGCGCCUGCUGCGGGCUUGAUUCCCCCGACACCGCCCACCCUGCCGGCCACACCGGUCGCGACGGGAGGCGCCCUCGAGCUGGGCUCUGGCGCGUCCCUCUGGCAGCGAGGGCAGCGCUUCGUCUCGACCGAGGCAGCUGAGCAGGCGGAGGAGGGUUCGUGCUCUGGGGCGGCGGCGCCUUCGCGGUGGCCAGGGCUGAUGGACGAGGCGAGGCCCCCGGCCCGCGAGGCCGCCAGCUCCGACGCUCCACCCCCGAAGCGCACGCGCUACACGGAGACGUGCUGGGGCGACGUCGUCUCGGGCGGCGCGCUGGGCUGCGAGGCGCUGCCUCCGCAGGCGUCGACCGCCGCCUUUCGCGAGAGGUUCUGCGGGGGCUGCCGGCAGCGGGGCGUGUUUGUGCCGGCGUCGAGGGUGCGCAUGCCCAUCGGCGCGGGCUCCGACGAGAUCGCCAACCGCCACGGGCGCGGCUUCUGGAACGAGCCGUCCCGAACCUCGCGCUUGCCUGCGCACCGCGUCGUGAACCAGACGUCCGACUGCCCGGGCCCGACGCUCGUGAUCCUCAAGGACGAGCUUCCGGUCCCGCUGCCCGGCCUGGCCGAGGCCGCCGCGCUGUCCACCUCCGGCGGCUGGGUCGCCUUCUCGGUCGGCCGCACGCUCAAGAGCAAGGUGGCUCUGCCGUGGGCCGCUGCGAUUCCUCUCUUGCCGGCCCCGCCGCCCGAGCGCGACACUCCUGAGGCUCGCACCGCAUCAGCCCAGGGGCGUGUCGAGGGGUUUGCGGCGGCGGCGCAGGCGGGCGAGGCGUCUGGGUCUGCGUUGGAGGCCGGCCUCGCGCCCUUCCUCGCGGAGAUCUCGCUCGCUCUCGGCCCGCUCGCCGAGGCCGGCGCGCCGCCGCCGCCGGGGCCCGACGAGAUGACGUGGCACUUCGGGGGCGGCAGCCCCAUCGACGAUCUGCUUCUCUCUGGCUCCGCGACACCGCCGCUGCUGCAGACGCGUCCGGCUCCGGGGGCAAGCGUGCCGCCGCCCUCCAUGCCGCCCUCCAUGCCAAGGAGGCGUGCGCAGGCGUGCCGAGGUCUCGCGACGGCACUCAGCCCUUCGCUGGGCGUGUGGGACGCCGGGUACGACGAGCACGGCUUCUGGUCCGUCGAGGCUGCCCGCGCGGCGCGCGACGCGGCGGCGGCGCUUGCGCUGGACGCCGCCGACGGCGGCGCGGGGGCGGCGCGGGGGCGGCAGGCGCGGGGGCGGCAGCCGGCCCAGCGGGUCGCGGCCCUCCGCCCCCGCGGCGUCGUUGGAGGGCGAGCACCUCGAGUACCUACGGCGGCGGGGUGCGCCGUGGGGCGAGCCGCCCGUCGCGGGCGCCGCCGCGCCGCCGGAAGGGGCGAGGCGGCGAGCGAGGAUCGUCGACUUUUGGCCGGGGGGCGCUCUCGACACUUACCGGCUGAGGUCACGUCGUCGGGCGCGUCGACGGGCUGGUUGGCCAUGGUCCGCACGGCGGGGCGGCUGCGCCGCCAGGACUCGCGCGUCGCUGCACGCGGCCUGCAGAAGGAAUGA